GCAUCUGAAGGAUAACGACGACAAUGUCUGAGAAGAAGAGCCAAAUCCCCGAUAACAGCAACAACGCCGCUUCUUCGUCGGCGAAGAAACCGGCGACGGAGAUCGGAUCGAAUUCGAGCUUCUCGGGUCAGAGGAUGACGUAUCCUAACCGGCCAGAGUCGGUGAACCCGGAUCAGGCGACGCUGAGGGAGCAGUGGAAGUUCGCGAUAAGGCAGUACAGCAAGUGGUACUCACACGCUUGGGGAACUGCGAUACUCGCCGGCGGCGUCUUCUUCGGACUCGGUUGGAUCAUCAAAGGCUCUAAUCCUCUUCCUUCACUUCAAUCAGGUUCUAAGUCUCCUAAACCCGAUGAAGAGAAAUGAUUUUCCAGAUGGGGAAAUGCAGUCGUGAGAUGAGGGAUGGUGCAUUAACAAUGUCACAUCUACAAGAAUCAUCCAUCUUUUGAAGUAGAGAGAAAGAGGGAGGGUGGGAGAUCAGAUCACAAAGCAAGCCAUUGUAGAAUAUAAACUUAACAAGAAAAAACUUGAGUGUAAUAACUUUGUUUGUCUGAUGAUUCCAAAAAUGUAUGU
Messenger RNA from Brassica oleracea var. oleracea, 569 nucleotides. RefSeq lists its product as uncharacterized. The coding region runs from base 24 to 362 and encodes 112 amino acids. NCBI's taxonomy places the organism in Eukaryota, Viridiplantae, Streptophyta, Magnoliopsida, Brassicales, Brassicaceae. The record is from RefSeq and is a predicted model, not a curated record. The transcript has 2 exons.